AUGGCACCUGGAAAUUAUGUUGUUUUGCAAGGAGCAAGAAAUUUCAGGUUGCGGAUUGUGCUUUCAACGCUGUCUGGAAGGCCCAUUAAGGUCGAGAAAAUACGGUCGGAAGAUUUAAACCCAGGAUUAAGAGAUCAUGAGGUGUCUUUCUUGAGAUUGAUGGAAGCAAUGACGAACGGGAGUUCGAUCGAGAUCUCGUACACGGGUACGACGGUUAUCUACCGUCCGGGUAUUAUUACGGGUGGUAGUUACACGCACAAUUGUCCGGCGGGGAAACCAGUGGGUUAUUUCGUGGAACCCAUGUUGUAUUUGGCUCCGUUCUCAAAAAAAAAGUUUUCGAUCCUGUUCCGGGGCAUUACGGCUUCCCACACAGAUGCUGGCAUUGAAGCUAUCAAAUGGGGGCUUUUACCAGUGAUGGAGAAAUUCGGUGUGAGAGAAUGCGCUUUGCAUACGCUUAAGCGCGGUUCCCCACCACUAGGCGGCGGAGAAGUACAUUUAAUCGUGGAUUCUUUGAUUGCACAGCCCAUUACAAUACAUGCUUUAGAAACUCCACUCAUAUCGUCGAUCAGAGGCGUCGCUUACUCGACAAGAGUGAGCCCUUCCAUUGUUAAUCGGAUGGUUGACGGCGCGAAAAAAGUGCUUAAGGAUGUGGGUUGCGAAGUCAAUAUCACUGCAGAUGUAUGGAGAGGCGAUAAUUCUGGUAAGAGUCCCGGUUGGGGGCUCACGUUGGUUGCAGAGAAUAAGCAGGGUUGGCGGUAUUUCGUAGAAGAUAUCGGUGGUCCCGGUGCGAUUCCGGAGGACAUGGCAUGUGGGCUUGCUUACCAGUUACUCGAAGAGAUUUCCAAGAGUUCCGUCGUGGGCAGAAGUCAGCUACCGUUGGCGAUGGUGUUCAUGGUAAUCGGCAAAGAAGAUAUUGGGAGAUUAAGAAUUACUAAAGACCAAGUUGACGAGAGAUUUAUCGGACUAUUGAGGGACAUUAAACAUGUCUUUGGCAUAGAGGCUAUUUUGAAACCGGUUAAUGAGACAAACUCAGACGAUUUGAUCCUGACUAUAAAAGGCAUUGGUUUUACCAACACAAAUAAAAAAAUUGCAUAG
Messenger RNA from Lachancea mirantina, 1095 nucleotides. NCBI's taxonomy places the organism in Eukaryota, Fungi, Ascomycota, Saccharomycetes, Saccharomycetales, Saccharomycetaceae. The record is from the annotation of a GenBank genome assembly.